Messenger RNA from Penicillium canescens, 1494 nucleotides. RefSeq names its product sugar porter family MFS transporter. NCBI's taxonomy places the organism in Eukaryota, Fungi, Ascomycota, Eurotiomycetes, Eurotiales, Aspergillaceae. Gene Ontology annotation, molecular function: carbohydrate:proton symporter activity. The transcript has a single exon. Gene Ontology annotation, biological process: carbohydrate transport; transmembrane transport. Bases 1 to 1494 code for a protein of 497 amino acids. Gene Ontology annotation, cellular component: membrane. The record is from RefSeq and is a predicted model, not a curated record.
AUGUGGCUCGAACACAUCGAAGGAUCAUUGCUUACAGCGUGUAUUACAUUCGCCUGCGGCUCUGGUUUUGCCCUUUUUGGUUAUGAUCAAGGCGUCUUCGGCGGCUUUCUGCAGAAUGACUCGUUUGUCAAAACAUUCAACUCCCCGGAUUCGACCCUCCAGGGCCAGAUAACGGCGACCUAUGACCUCGGCUGCUUUUUUGGCGCUCUAUUUGCCAUGUGGUUCGGAGAUAAAUCAGGUCGCAAGAGGACAAUAUUUUGGGGCUGUGUUACCCUGAUCAUUGGAGCCACUAUCCAAGCGACCUCUUUUCACGUAUCACAAAUGAUAGUUGGACGGUUCAUUGCUGGUAUUGGUAACGGCAUGAAUACUGCGGCGAUCCCUGUUUGGCAGUCGGAAACAGCAGCUGCACACCACCGAGGAAGAUUCAUUGUCCUUCAGCUUGCUCUUAAUCAAGUCGGAAAUGUGAUGUCCCAAUGGAUCAACUACGGUCUCACUUUUGUGGCUACAAACAGCGUGGCCUGGCGAUUCCCCAUUGCGUUCCAAUGUUUCUUUGCUUUAUUGACCCUCAUUUUCCUUCCAUGGCUUCCCGAGUCUCCGAGGUGGCUAGUCAUGAAGGCUCGAACCGAAGAGGCCUUCUCAAUUAUGAAGAGGCUCGGUGGUAAAGAACGCUCAGAAGAAAGCAAUAGGGAGGUUUUGGACGCCAUCGUGAAAAGCGUUCGACAUGAAAUGGAGGCACCGAAGUUCAACAUCAAGGCUUUGGCAAAGAACGAUAGCUUACAAACCACUCGCCGUGUUCUCCUUGGUGCAGGCACCCAGCUCAUGCAGCAAUGGGGAGGCAUAAACGUCAUCAAUUAUUAUCUCCCUGUCGUUUUCUCUUCGCUUGGAGUCAGCCGGAACAUGUCGCUCAUUUUAUCGGCUUGUAAUGCUAUGAACCUGAUGAUAUCCACCUGUUUCGGCGCUCUCUAUAUUGAGACCUUUGGACGGAAGAAAAUGAUGUUCUGGGGUGCUGUAGGGCAAUCUAUCUGCUUCUCCCUCGUCGCUGCUGGUCUUGCCCUCGCUACUAAGCAGUGGGAAGCAGUUGCGGUGGCAUUUGUUUUCGCCUACUACACGACAUUUGGUUUAUCUUGGAUUGCGGUGCCGUGGAUGUACCCGGCUGAGGUCAACACACAGCGAAUGCGCAUUGCUGGUGCCGGCAUUGCCACGGCUACGAACUGGAUCAACAACUACAUUGUCGUCCUGGUCACACCGAUCGGAAUUUCUAACAUCAGUUGGAAGUAUUAUCUGAUCUACGCAGUGUUGAAUGCCGUGUUUGUUCCAAUUGUCGGAUAUUUCUACGUCGAGACAGCUGGCCUCUCCCUUGAGCAAAUCGACUCCUUAUUUGAGAGCAAGUACUCCGAAGAAUCUCGCCCAACUGAUUCCGUCUCCGAGCCACAGUCGGAGAAAGAAAACGUGGAGCACGUUUCACAGGUGUCAAACAUCGCCCACAGUGCAUGA